AUGUCGUCUUAUAAGAAGCCACAGAGAUACAAGGCGGGCCCGGGGGACCCGGUUCUGCCGCCGCAGCUAAGCGAGUUCCAGGGCAAGACGACCGACGAAGUGCUGGGCGAGCUCAACCGGAUGCCCUUCUUUAUGACGAAGUUGGAACCCGGGGACGCGGCGUCCGGGGAGAAUGUGGAGCUGGAGGCGCUGAAGGCGCUGGCGUACGACGGGGAGCCGCACGAGGUGGCAGAGAAUUUCAAGAACCAGGGCAACGACCUGUACAAGGUCAAGCGCUUCCGCGAUGCGCGCGUGAUGUACAACAAGGGCAUCGAGGUAAAGUGCGAUGACGCGGGGAUCAGCGAGCUUCUGCUGCUGAACAGGGCGGCGUGCGAACUGGAGCUGAAGAACUACCGCAGGUGCAUCAACGACUGCCGGGAAGCGCUCAAGCUGAACCCGAAGAACCCCAAGGCCUUCUUCCGCAUCGGAAAGGCAUUCCUGCAGCUUGACAAGCUGGAGGAAGCUGCUGAGGCAGUUGAUUUUGGUCUGCGUGUGGACACCGAAAACGAGGCGCUGCUAUCGCUUCUGUCUGCCAUCAGCAAGAAACAAAAAGCCCGCCAUGAACACGAGCAGAAGCUCGAGUCGCGCCGGAAGGAGAUGGAGAGAUUGGCGUCAAUUCUGGAGGCUGCCAUGGCUAUCCGAAACAUACACAUGAUAGCGUCGAAACAGCGGCCGGACCUGCUAGAGGCUGCGAAGAUUAAGCUUGACAAUCCUGAAGACAUAGAGUCGCAGCUAAUCUUCCCCGCAAUGAUCAUGUAUCCUACGACGGGAGAAUUUGACUUCAUUGCCAGUGUUUCGGAACUCAGCACGCCGUCGGAACUCCUGGAGUUGGUUCUCCAGCGGCCGCGUGAAUGGUUCGAGCAGCCAGGGCACGAAGCAUUCUCCACAACGUCUUUAGUGGCAUAUAUGGAGACUGAAUCAGGCGGCCUCAUCAAAGUGGGCAAGAAAGCCAAAUUUCACGACGUUUUGAAAAUGGAAACCCCCGUUGUGCCAUUGUUUGACGACGCAUUGAGGGUUUAUUUUGUCCCCAAGGUAGAGAGCGAAGCUUGGCUGAAGAAGUGGGAUAAAGUGAAAGCCUUAGAGAAUAGAAAGACAUGCUGA
Molecule: messenger RNA, 1140 nt
Organism: Eremothecium gossypii ATCC 10895
Lineage: Eukaryota; Fungi; Ascomycota; Saccharomycetes; Saccharomycetales; Saccharomycetaceae
Gene: CNS1
Product: HSP70/90 family co-chaperone CNS1
Exons: 1
Coding region: 1-1140 (379 amino acids)
Biological process (GO): protein folding
Molecular function (GO): Hsp90 protein binding
Source: RefSeq, marked provisional